This is a messenger RNA of Echinostoma caproni, 348 nucleotides long. The record is from the annotation of a GenBank genome assembly. Lineage: Eukaryota; Metazoa; Platyhelminthes; Trematoda; Plagiorchiida; Echinostomatidae.
AUGCGUUUCCNUGCGUUGCCACGAGAGACCCGGAAAGAGAAAGUUCUUCAUCAGACACACGUGGGUGUUCGGAACGCCGGCCUCAUCCGAAAGUUCCACCGCUACAGACCGCAGACUUGGCAGCAGGCGAUUGAUACCGCGCGGGAGGAGGAACAAUUGGAAGAUGUUAUACGCCAGUACCAGAUAUCGGCACCAUCGUACGCCAUGGCUGCCGGCCCAUUCAGGACACCUCAGGGUUACAGCCGCCCACCACAGCCCAACUCCGGACCAGCAGGCGCCUACCAGCGAGGUCGUAGCCGAGUUCCUCGUUGGUCGACAGAGCGCGGCAACUGUGAUUACUGCCGAUGA